Messenger RNA from Dreissena polymorpha, 1004 nucleotides. Its product is annotated as sensory neuron membrane protein 1-like. Bases 1 to 432 code for a protein of 143 amino acids. The record is from RefSeq and is a predicted model, not a curated record. Gene Ontology annotation, cellular component: membrane; cytoplasm. Gene Ontology annotation, molecular function: scavenger receptor activity. The transcript has 4 exons. Lineage: Eukaryota; Metazoa; Mollusca; Bivalvia; Myida; Dreissenidae.
AUGACAUACAUUCCUAAGAAGAAGUGGUUAACUUUUUUCCCCAAAAAUAUUCGCACCUAUUCUCCCGGGAAAGCAAGUAAUUGGCAUAAUGAGGACUAUAGACUGAUAGAGAUUCACAACAGUGCCCCUUUGGUGUUCUCUCAGCCCCACUUCCUCAACGCAGAUCCGGGUAUACUUAACGCUGUGAUUGGCAUGAGACCUGACCCGGAUGAGCAUGGCACUUUCAUUGAUAUUGAACCGAGCUCAGUUGUAACAAAGGAACUCGCGGAUGAAUUCAAGUCCCAGCUUCAAAUCCCCGUGUUGGAGAUGAAUGUUGGGAUUUACGUUGCUAUCGGUGUGGGCGCUCUCAUGAUCGUUAGCGUCGUGUUAGUGGCAAUCAUUAGAAGAAGACGUCCGACCGAGAUUGCCUAUGGCACAGUCAAUGACAACUGAUGGAAAAAUAUCGUCAACUUAUUAGCAUCAGUUGUAGAACAAAUUGAAGACAAAAUUAGUCCAUACAUACAGAUAUAUCAUUUAGAUUUGGUGAAAGUAAAAUUGUUGUUCUGAAGUAGUAGACAUCAUUUUUACCUUAGAGGUCAAAAUUUGCUACUGUUGCCCUGAGGCUGUAAUGUUUCAAAAUAUUGUCUUCUUUACUCUUUGAAUACAAUUUGACUGUUACUAAAUAUCAAUAAAAUAUCUAUUUUAUUACCUACUUAUAAAAAUGAAUCAAAAUUCAUUUUGUUUUAUAUAAUAAUAAUGAUAAUGAUAAUAAUAACAAGACUAUUGCCAAGAAAUAAAAGUCCCCUACCGGUGAAAGCCCACCAUUUUCAGCAAUAUUUCGAGUCUAUAAAUUGCCAUAGCAACCAUAAUUUUUGACGUAGGAACAAAAUGAAAGGACGUGCAUAAUAUCCAUAUUGCCAUAAGUCCAUGUUUCAAGUUUCAUGAAAAAAUAUGAAGAACUUUUAAAGUUAUCGCAGGAUCCAGAAAAGUGUGACAGACUGACGCACAGAGCGCAAACCAUAAGU